UAUUUGAAUUUCGGAACACUCAGUUUAUUUUGGAUAUAUUUCAUCCCAAAUUAAAAUUGAGUAUAAAUAAGUUUUUAAGGCACGAAAACAAAUUACAGUACAUUAUUGUGAAUGAUAAAAGGUUGCUGAAAAGGCUUGAAAUAAGAGUUGAUUAAUUAUGAGAUCAUAUUCAAGAGAAAAUUGAAUUUGAAAAUCUGGGAAGGAAAAAAAUUGCUUAAAGAAAAAUGAGCGAAUCUGAAAAACGAAAUAGAAGUUUAACUCCAUGUUUGGAUGAAAAUCGUGUAGAUGACGAGAACUGUGCAGAUAAUUCAAAGGAAAUAGAGCUAUCGGACAUUUCUGAUGAAGAUGAGGAAUGGUCAGAGUGCAAUAAUAGAAGCGAUAAUAUUCGUACGAAUGGAAAUAAUGGUGAUCAAUUGAAGGAAUCAGCAUUCAAGAAAAUUACAAGAAAUAAUCGUGAAAGAAACUAUAGAGAUAAUGUGAGAAGGAAAACUGAUGGACAUGAUUAUUAUUCGAACCGAUCAAAUAUGAGGCGAUUUGAUAAUAGUCGACGGAAGGAGAUUGAAAGAUAUAAUGUUAGAAAAGUCAUUGCAAAUCGUGAGUUCUCAAUAUCACGAUCCAGAAGUAGAAGCUUUUCGCUAUCACGAGUGGAAAUUCCGUCUCGUCAACCGAAGCAUUCAUCAUUUUCACCAAAACGAGAUAUUUAUAAACAAUCAUUAUCCCCUGUGUCACGUCAAAAAAGGUAUUCACCGAUAUCGCCUAGACAUUCCUCAUCACCAGAUCAAUAUCGCGCUUUUCCAUACAACAGACGAUCACUGACGCCACAAGAGGUUGCUAGACGAAGCCGAAGCAAACAUAGGCACACAAAAACCCGAUCAAUUGAUAAAAGCUUAAAGAGAAGGAAGCACAAGUCGAAAGAUCAUCAACAUAAGAAACAUAAGAAAUCUCGAUCAAAAUCAAAACGUCAUUCAUCUCCAUCUUUAUCACCUGAACCCGUAUUAAGGAAUAAUCAUAUUUCACCAUCGCGUCAAAUUAUGAAUGUCUCAAAUCCGAAUCUCCAGCAUCAAGAAAACAUUAGAAUCAUAUUGAAAAAUGAAGAUUUUAUUAAGCGUCAGAAGGUUAAGAAACGGGAUAAGAAGAGUAAAAGAGAUAAAAGUUCACGUAAAGAAACUCGCGACAAGAUAUCACAAAAAACGUCAAAGGAACAGCAACCACAAAAGAAGGAAGUUUUUGCAUCAGGUGAUAACAUCGUAAUAAGUGUUUGCUUUAACAACAAUAACAAUAGCACUGGAAGUAAUAAUAAUAAUGUCAUAAGUAAGGAUAGCAAUAAUGAUCAUAAUAAGUUAAAAACAGAUAUAGUGAGUGAAGAUAAAUUAUCAACAAAACCGAAAUCUAAAAAGAGACAAGCAUCUCCAGCUGAAUCAAUUAGAUCAAAUGAGUCGUUUGAUAAAACGGAGAGACGGCAACGAAAACACAAACACAGCAAGAAAGUAAAGAAUAGAAGGGAAAUGAUUCAGAGUAAAGAGCCACAUACACCUCCAAUGAAUCCACCGAGUAAUGCGGCUAAGAGAAAGAAUGACGCAAAACCUAUUGCAAUAAUUGAUUUAGAGAAAUCUCCAGGCAAGGAAGUUACACAAUCGCCUAAAGAAGUCAUCAUUUUAUCAGACAGUGACGGUGAAAAUAAGAAACGUGAUGGAGGAAAUAAAGAUAUUGUAAUAAUUGAGGAUACGAUUUUAGAAAAGGGUUUAUCGAAUAGAAAUCAUUUAUCGCCACUUCGUGAACAUCAUACUCCUCCUGAAUCCCCACCACUUGCUAUUGCACAGCCAGGCUUGAAAUUUUCAAUUAAAACAAAGUCAAAUAUUCUACCAUUCAAUUUAUUACAUGAUCAGGCUGAGGAAGUUGAAGAUAUUCAGAACGUUAAUAAUGUAAAUCCUAAUACAAAUGAGCAACAAAAUAUCAUCAAGCAACAAGAAGUAACAAAUAAUACGAGUGAUGAUAAAAAUACAAACAAUAAUAAUAAUAAUAAUAAUAAUAAUCUGAAUGAGGCAUACGAUCCAUUCGAACCUACGAAAUCAGGUUCAACAUCGCCAAUAACGCCACCACCUCCAAAUGAAGUACAUUCGAAUGAUAUUAACAAAAACAGCAACAAAUUAGAAGGAUUAAAUGAAAAAAUUCAGCUCCUUGGAAGUAAAGAUUCCAGCCAAAUUCCAGGACUUGAAGAACAUCAAGCAAAUCAGCAACAGCCAACUGGCUCAUUAUGGAAUAGAAAGGAAUUUGAUAAGAAAUCAUCACAACCUUUAACACCACCAACAUUUGCAUUUUCUUCGUCUAAUGCAUCAAUGAAUAAGUCUCAUAUACCGUCACUGUAUGAUGGCAUUUAUGGAAGUGAUUUAAAAACGCCAGUUGUGCCAAGUCCAAUAAAAUCAAACAUUAAACCAUCUCAAAUUGAUAAGAGUAACGACGAUGAUGACGAUAUGACUCCAUAUUCUCCGAGCUCUGAUGGUUAUGGUGGAUCAAAUAACGAUUAUGAUCCUCCACCGCAAACGUCAAUUCAUCAAAGUAAAAAUUCUUUUGAUAAUAUUAAGCAUAGUGAUACACAAAGUAGUGAACCGAGUGCAUCCUAUUCGUUUGGAAACGAUGAUACACCUACAAAAACUACACCAUUAAAAUUAACAGCUUCUACACUCAAAAGCUUUAAUAGCACCAUGCGAACUAGUUCUUUACAAUAUGUAAAUAAAGCUGAAUUAAGUAUUUUUGAAAACUAUCUACCUGCAUCUCAGCAAAAAUCACCUCUAGUUAAACGACAGCCUAAUUCGUCAUUUUUGCGAACUAAAAUGAGUCGUUUUACCAGCAGUAUGAAUGAAAAUGGAUCACCGCAUCGAAACAUUUCAUUUGCAGACUCACUAAAACCUCCUGUAAUCGAUGAAACGAUGCUCGACGAUGAUGUUCCUAGUUCCGCUGUUGAUCUUGCGAAUAAAGAUAGGGUAAAGUUCCUUAAAAAAUCCUUGCGGAUUGAGCGUGUUGCAGAAGAAGUUAAAUUGGUAUUGAAGCCACAUUACAACAAGAAGCACAUAACGAAAGAAGAGUAUAAAGAAAUUCUGAGGAAAGCCGUACCGAAGAUAUGUCAUAACAAAACAGGAGAAAUAAACAUACAAAAAAUAACACAAUUAAUCGAGGCAUAUAUUAAGAAAGUGAGGUAUAAGAGGAAAAGCGGUAUCGCAAGUUCAAUAUAAAAGUGAAUAUUUCAUUUAUUCUCUCUAUCAUAAGGAAAAAUACAUUUAAUAUUGCUUGACUAUAAAUACAAAUUGUAGAAAUCUAAUAAAACAAAAGUUCUAGAAAUAAAUUAAUUUUAAUUAAUUCUAAAAAUUAUGCAUUUGAUAUAUUACUUUCAAUUGAGUACUUUACAUGAUUAAUUAUCUUUUCGAUAUUUUCGAUUCCCAAACUAAGAUUAAGAUUUAAAAGAUUAAACUUUUCGAGAUACACAUAAAGUUUUUCGUAAGGAAAUAACUGAGGAAUAAGAACCUUAGUGUACACUUUUGGCAGAGUUUUGUUGCUCUCAUCACUUAAAGGAACCAUAUCUAUACAUUCACUCUCAAUUAUGUAUACUUUUUCAGUCGGUUGGCUUUCUACUAUUGCAGUUCUUACUCUGACAUGAUUAUCCUUGUUGAUUUUUAUAAUUAUUUGUCCAUUCGGAAUCAAAUUUGAGUAAAUAUUAAAGAAUUCGACUUUCAGUAACGCUAAAAUUCGCUCACAAUUUCCAACUAUUGAGAUUCUUUUUCGAACAUCCACAAUUUCUGCUGAUUUCAUUAUUUGCUGUGUAUCAUUAAUUGCGAGUGCAUUGAGUAAAUUGAACAAUAUGAUAGUGAUCAGUAGAACGAAUGUCAAGAAAAUUACAGAAUUGAACCUAUCAUCUGGUUCAAGCUUCAUUUUGUCAAAAUCAGACAGCAUCAUUCUUAUGACUGUAAUUACUGAUAUCAAAAUAUUCUCGAAGCCAUUGUAAUCUUCUUCUUGCUGUUUAUUAUCCUUAGAAUUAUUAUCACCAUCUUCACUUUUCUGUACGGCAAUUUUAGUUCCAUAAAGUGUGUUAAAUGCCAUUGCGAAGGCAAAUAAAAGCAUAAAGUAAAGCAUAAUGAAUUUGAUGAAAGUCUUUGAAACUUUCUUGAAGAUUUCCAACUGAAGUGAUAAUUUUGAAACUCUGGAUAAUAAAAUGAAGCUUUGAACUGCUAUGACGAGAAAAAGAACUGCUCUCAAUUUCCGAAAUGAUUCCACAUCAUUUGCAAAAAUAUUUAGAAGCACAACAUAAGCCAGAAAUAAUAAUGUCCAAUCUACCCAGUUACUAAGUUUGAAAAAGUAAGUCUUCCAUGAAAAAAUCAGCUGAAUAAUCUCACAGAAUGUCAAUAUUAAUGUCCCGAUCAAGCAUAUAGUAUAAGACAUUUUGUUGGAUGCUAUAUAUUCCUUCAGAUUUUGAUAUUUUUGAACUGAAACAUUUAAAUGUUUAGUUUGAUCAUUAUUCUCAAAUGGAUAAUUCCAAAAUGUUCCCGGCAUUUGAGAUGUUUUUGUGAUUUCUGGUUCAUCUGUGGGAAAGUGAAUAGAACUGUCUGUAUAUGGAUUAGCUUCUCGUUUUUUUCUCUUCCCAAAUAAAGCAUCCAAAACAUUUAUGUUUUCUAAUUCAUUGAUUUGCGUAAUUGUGCUUGAAAACUCGGCAAUACCAAUUCUUGAACCUAUUUCAUCCUUUAGAUUGUUAAUGCUUUUACCAUUGUAUAAAUCAUUACUGAAAAAGUUCAGUAUAAAAAGGCUCAAAUAAACGAAAAAUAUAAAGUAUAGAAAUAAUGCUAUAUAGACCAAAACAUUCACUCGUUUCCAUUUCAAUUCAAGAUAAGAAGUCAAAACAGGAUGAAUCAUUAAAUUUUUAAAUCUUGGCUGUGAUGCAAUCAAUUUUAAAGCUUUUGUUUCAUCAUGUCGUGUCAAUGAAUAUUUUGGAGGAAUCAAAAACUUGUAAUUAAUUUGGACUGCACAAUUUUGAUCACUAAUAUCACUUGUUGGAACUAUGCUUUCAUCCAAUACUUUCUUAAAAAUAUCCUCACUCAAAUUAUUGACUAUGCAUUCGUGUCCUAUAUAUGCUCCCCUUCUUAAAAGUUCAUAAAUUAUGUCUUUAUGAUCAUUUUCACAGGCAUACAUUAAUGGGGUUUUUCUAUUGUGAUCAAAUCCAUUUACAAGAUUAUAAUCACAUCGACGAUCUUUUAUUAUUAAAUUAAAGCACUGUUGGAAAUCCUUAUCACACCCAGCAUUAUUCAUUGAACAGAUUUCAUGGAGUACAGAAUAAGAAUGCAGUUCACUCUGAAACUGAGCACAAUCAAGGUCCAAAAAUACUUUAACAAUUUUGGGUCGAUUCAUUUUUAUAGGAUAAAACAAUAAUGGCUUAUCGUCAAUUUCACAUUUGAUCAUUGUCGGAUUCAACGAGUCUAUAUAGUAUCCCUUGUAAGUUUCAUUUUGAGGUGUUUUAAGAAGCAACUUCUUUACUCCCUCGACAAAAUUCAUUUCGAUGCACUUCUUUAUUAGUUCUAUGAAAUGAUACAAUAUUUGAUUUUGAAGUUCCGUUUCUUGUAACAUUGUAACAAAUUCAUCUUCAUUUCCUUGAUCAAUAAGUUCAAGUAAAUUGGCAAUAUCCGUGACUGAUCGAUUACGAAUUAUCAAUUUUUCACUUUUUAAAUUACACACAAAACUUCUGUUGUAUUCAGAAUCACUUAUUUCUAUGCGAGGAAUGGAAUUGUUUAAGAAUGUCUGAAUCAGAUCAUUUUUAAUUUGAUCAUUUUGAAUUUUAUCCAAAAGAAACUCAAAUGGCGUAAUAUGUUCUGCAUUAAAAUGAUUUGGGUUACAACCGAGUUUCAAAAGAAUUUCAAUCAUCUCUUGACAUUCGUCUUUGUUUUCAGAAGUAAGGCUUUGCAAAACAUCAUGGAGAAAAUUAUUAUUGUUUACCACCUCACUAUACGAAACCAUAUGAUGUGUCUGGGUUUUUAAAGUCGGCAUAUUUAAAUGGUCUACUAAUGUUUUUAAGUUCUCUGCACAUAAUGACUUAAUGGCAUAAUCCAGUAGAUAGAAACCCCCAGAAUUUUUCUAUCAGAAAAUAAAACUGGUUAGACGUCUAUUUGGAAAUUUUAAAUCAUAGUAUAUCCAAAAUAUUUACCUUGUGAAAACUUUCCCCAUAUUUGAAGCAGAUUUUUAUAAAAUUUGAUGAUUUUGGUGUUGAAAGAAUAUGCUCCAUUAAUGAUGAUUCAGUUCCUGUGCUGUGUAAUGACACAUUGACAUUGUACGCAUAAGUUUCAAGGAGGAAUCGGAAUUCUUUUUCAUUCUGCU
Molecule: messenger RNA, 6351 nt
Organism: Chironomus riparius
Lineage: Eukaryota; Metazoa; Arthropoda; Insecta; Diptera; Chironomidae
Source: the annotation of a GenBank genome assembly